This is a messenger RNA of Triplophysa rosa, 3376 nucleotides long. RefSeq names its product 5-hydroxytryptamine receptor 7. NCBI's taxonomy places the organism in Eukaryota, Metazoa, Chordata, Actinopteri, Cypriniformes, Nemacheilidae. The record is from RefSeq and is a predicted model, not a curated record. Gene Ontology annotation, cellular component: dendrite; membrane. Gene Ontology annotation, molecular function: G protein-coupled serotonin receptor activity; neurotransmitter receptor activity. Gene Ontology annotation, biological process: chemical synaptic transmission; circadian rhythm; vasoconstriction. Bases 85 to 1293 code for a protein of 402 amino acids. The transcript has 2 exons.
CUGAAAGGUCGUAGGCAUAAUGACGUUCAAUGGUCAUUUCAUGCGCGCGGAUGCUUUAUUCACUCUCAAAAUAUCGAUACCGUGAUGUUCACGACACUUGGAGCCGAACUGGUUGUGGGAUCCAGACACACCGACAUCGCAUUUCUCAACGGAACAACUGAGUUUUUACCAACUGUGAUAACCACAGCGGUGUCCAAAAGUAACGAGUCCUGUGGAGAGCAGCAGAACCUGGACUUGACUAAGACCAUCAUCAUUGGGAUAAUGCUUAGCACCAUAACCGCGAUCACGGUGAUGGGUAACACUCUGGUUGUCAUCGCGGUUUGUGUUGUGAAAAAACUAAGACAGCCGUCAAACUAUUUACUAGUGUCUCUUGCCAUAGCGGACCUGUCCGUGGCGGUGGCAGUGAUGCCUUUUGUUAUAGUGACUGAUUUGACAGGAGGCGUCUGGUUGUUUGGGGAGGUUUUCUGCAACAUCUUUAUUGGGAUGGAUGUCAUGUGCUGUACGGCUUCAAUAAUGACAUUGUGCGUGAUCAGUGUGGAUAGAUACCUUGGAAUCACUCGACCCUUGACUUACCCCGCAAGACAGAACGGACAGCUGAUGGCCAAGAUGAUAGUGGGCGUCUGGUUAAUGUCUGCAUCCAUCACUCUACCCCCGUUCUGUGGCUGGGCUCAGAACAUCAACACGGCGGGAGUUUGUCUGAUCAGUCAGGACGUGGGCUACACCCUCUAUUCCACCGCUGUGGCCUUCUACAUCCCAAUGGUGGUCAUGCUUUUCAUGUAUUACAAGAUUUUCAAAGCUGCCCGCAAAAGCGGGGCCAAACACCACUUCACCGCCCUUUCCCCAACCCAGCUGCCAUGUCCCGAGCCCACGUUAAACACUGUCGAGGGACUCUGCAUGCAAGGACUGAAGAACGCCUCAGCAACCGAGGAGUUCUCCACCCUGUCCUGCCUGCUGAAUCGCGAACGCCGGAGCGCCUCCAUUUUCAGACGCGAACAAAAAGCGGCCACCACGCUUGGGGUGAUCAUGGGUGUCUUUUCGUUCUGCUGGUUGCCGUUUUUCCUCUUCACAACAGCACGACCGUUUAUCUGUGGGCUGCUCUGCAACUGCGCCCCCAUUUGGCUGGAGCGGGUACUGCUGUGGUUGGGCUACACCAACUCGCUCAUGAACCCUUUCAUCUACGCCUUCUUCAACCGAGACCUGCGUUCAACUUAUAAAGACCUGCUUCGCUGCCGUUAUCGGAACAUCAACCGUCGACUCUCGGCUAUGGGAGUGCAUGAGGCUCUCAAACUCUAAAAGGCUCACAGGCACACUGUACAUAAAGCAACAACACUUGGGGUCUUAUCCAUAAAGGCCCUUUCUCAUGGCUCAUGCCGGUGUUCAUUACAUCUAACUGAAUGAAGCAAAACGUCAGAUGCGAUGUUUCCAGAGGUGCCGCAUUACAUAGUGAUCAAGUGUGGAAAUCAUGAUUCUUGAAAUGUCGAAACAAACCAUUUGAUGCACCGAUAAUGAUUCCUGGACAGUUUGCAUGAUGUUUGUAACUCAUUGCUAUCCUUAACUCUGCAAAACGCCUAUUCCGUAAAAUCCAAUAACCAAUUUGGUGUCAUGUUGAGUUGUUUGUUAAGGCAGUGUGAAUUAGAUGCAUAAAGUGGUCAUUCUAGACGUUUCAUUCCAUUCAUGUAAAUGCAGCAAGUGAGAAAUGCAAGCUCGGGCAAAAUUUCAGUGUACCUAAAUUCAAGUUUGGUGAACUCUAACCUGCGAAUUUGUAUCACUUGAAGACGUGUGGCCAAUAUAGUCGUGACCUUUUCAGAAAAUCCAUGAUGGAGAAAACACUGCUAAUAGCGUUUUCACGCAAUGAAGUAUACACAGGGGUCUGUGUAGAAAUAUCGCAUGCUAAAAGUAAUUGUACAUGUUGUGUAAAAUGUUACCAUUGUUAGGUCGGUGAGCUUUUUGUUGAAAAGAAAAGGUCCAAAAUUGUUUUGUUGCCAUAGUAUGGCAGUCCUUCAAUUCAAAUGCAUUCCAAUAUUGUAAAGUCUGUGAAACUUUGUGAGACAAGUUCUCAUUUCUGUAUUUCAAGACUUGUUGUAAUGUACGUUUUCACAUUUACUGUGCACACUUCCCAUUAUCUUGCUACCUAGCAACCUUAUAAAAAUGGCCUUCUGUGAUGCUUUCUGCAAGGCUUUUCGUGUCGAGGUCAAAGCCGUGCGUAACGUUCGCUUGGCGCGGCAAUUGAAAUCAAUUGUACAUAAGAUGACAAUGGCUUUAUUUCUUUGAUAAGUAACACAAGGUAAUGGCCUUUCAUUAGCCAUUCGGUUUGUUACUCAAAGAAUACAUCGGUCACGAAUUCAAACAAAAUACCCUGAACAAACAAAUAGACGAAAAACAAGAUGACUGAGUAGUAUUGCUGAUGUUUACUUGUGUUUUCAGUGAUUGCUACAUUGAAACAUAACACUCUGUUUUGCCAGUGGAUUACGUUUCAGUGUUUACUCAGCGCAUUAGCAUGAAAGUAUAUUGCUUUAUUCAUUUAUUACAAAAUGUCAUGCCGAAGUAAAAUGAGUAAAUAUAAGCAGGUUACAGCAUUCAAAUGAUGUGCAUAAGUGGCGUAGAAGAUGCAUAUGUGAAUAGAGUGCUAAGAUCAGCCGAAAACACAUUAAAACAAUUUAUCAACACAAUUAUUUGCAAUAUACGCUUUAAUGAAGCAACAUACUAAUAUCCUGCUGACUGAAAACACCGUUUGAUGCCUGUUUGACACACAGUGAUGGCACACAGACAGCACUAGAUCAUUUAUGCGGGUUAAUCGGUUACACUUUGAGGUUUUGCUUUACUUAAAUGUGAAUGUGACACACAUACUCAUGUAAAUAGAUUUCGUGACGAUCGGGUUAGCAACUCCUCUCAAGAGUUUAUUCCCGAUACCUGUUACAUAAUUAAUGGCCGCUAUCCAAGAAAACGCUCAGUGUAGUAAAAAUCUGUACUUAGUGUGUAGAGAGAGUGUAUAAGUGACACACAAACGUGCGCUUUUAUUUUGUAAAGGCUACAGAGCUACGCGCUGACUAUGCAUGCGGUGUAAAACAACCUUUAUUGUCUGUUGUCUGUGUUUAAGUGUGUUUUGAGUAAUCUAAAUAAUGUGAAACGAAAAAAGAAAACUUUAUAGACUGUACAGCAGUUGUGUGAUAUUGUGAUUCCAUGUGCUAAAUACUGAAAAAAUAUCAGCUCAUGAAUUAAAACUCAUUGGCAACACAUUGGCCCUCAUCAUGCGAACACGGAGAGCUUGUAUUAAUAUUCUCCAUGCUGUUCACUCCGUGUUAGUUUUGGAAAAUGUUAAUAUGAGUUCUGGUGUACAUGCCUAAACGUAUCAAUACCAAUGUUUUCUUAAUAAAUA